AUGGCCAGUUUUGAUGGAUAUGAGGGCCGCAAGAAGAUCCAAGUGCUCGGCGUCCGGGUCGGCCAGACUGCGGAAACUCGGAGUCCCCGAGUCAAUUUGGGCCUGAACAUGCCCAGCGUGCGAACCAUGGCGCGCGCGAUCCUCGCUGCAAUAGUAGAAGCAUUGUCCGAGUUUGUCAGAGCGAGCAUACCCGUCAAGGUAACCAAGGAUCCGAUUUAUAGAGUUUCCUGA
Pyricularia pennisetigena is the source of this 231-nucleotide messenger RNA. RefSeq lists its product as uncharacterized. Lineage: Eukaryota; Fungi; Ascomycota; Sordariomycetes; Magnaporthales; Pyriculariaceae. Bases 1 to 231 code for a protein of 76 amino acids. The transcript has 2 exons. The record is from RefSeq and is a predicted model, not a curated record.